Messenger RNA from Ochotona curzoniae (black-lipped pika), 939 nucleotides. RefSeq names its product apolipoprotein R-like. The coding region runs from base 114 to 695 and encodes 193 amino acids. Lineage: Eukaryota; Metazoa; Chordata; Mammalia; Lagomorpha; Ochotonidae. The transcript has 4 exons. The record is from RefSeq and is a predicted model, not a curated record.
CAGAGCACAGCUGACCAGUUAGGCAGCAGCUGUUGCUGCUGGUUCCUUCUGCAGGUGCAUUCAAGGCGGAACCCACCAACUUGAAGCAUCUGUUGGUGCCGGCAGCCUGGACAAUGCGGCCAGUGUCUGGCAGCCACUCCCUCUCCCUGGGCCUCCUUGGGAUUAUGACCUUGCUCCUGCACCCACCCAGCCUGCUUGGUUGCAGGUUUCUCCCCAGGAUUCCACACGGAGAGUAUGAAGUUCUCCGUAGCGUGUUUGGGAUAGAUUACAAGGUGCAGUACAAGUGCAAGGAAGGCUACGCACUGGUUGGCACAGCCACAGUCACCUGCUGGUUUUCAGAAGAGUCGAUUCCUCAGUGUAAAGCCGCAUGUCUAAAGCCAAGGAUCCUGCAUGGAAAGCUGUCUGUGGAGAAGGAUCAGUACAUCACUCCUGACAAUGUCACCAUCCAGUGUGACCCUGGCUACAAGAUGGUUGGCUCCCAUAUUAUCUCUUGUUCAGAGUACAGAACUUGGACCCCAGCAGUGCCCACGUGCAAGAGGGAAGACCCGGUAAGACAUGAGGCAGUCCUGGAAGGCCAGGACCUCUUGCGGUGUCUCCCAAAUCCAAGCAACUCCAAAAUGGCCCUGGAAUUAUACAAACUGUCUGAGGAGAUAGAAAGAUUGAAGCAAGAGAGAGACAAGGGGAAAAGCACUUAAAUAUACAAUAUCUCCUUCCCAAAGGAGACAGAGAUUGUACUUUUUUGUGUCAUUCUGGAAAGAAAUCUUUAGUUUGUCAACUUCACCUGAGCCUCAUCAUAUUUUGCAGUCAAUGACUUCGGAGAAACUAGCUAAUAUAUAUAGUGAUCCUAGAAAGAGGAACUAUAUACAUCACUUUGCUUAAGUUUUUAGUCUUCUGGAGUUGGCAGGCUACCUGAAAUGAACAAUAAUCUAUUAAAAUUAA